CUGACUAUUGAACACUCCAAGGAUGGCCUCGACGCGCAGACACAGACAACCCAGUCAAUACCUGUCGGGUGACACGCCCAGUGCCUAUUGUAAUGUGACGCGCAUACACAGCGCGUUAUUUACGCGUUGUUUGUGGCGCGGGGCUGCGAAAGGGGCACCGCUGGGCCAGUGACCGCGGCCCCUGGGACCGACGCCCGUCAAUGAAUCAAUGACAAGUCAUAGCACGGGGGCGGACGAAGCCGCAAGAGGCGUUAUCGGGCUUCCCAGGCACUCUGCCGUCCAGCACCGUCACGCAUCCCCAGCGCUCCCGGGGCGGUACCCCGCGCCGCCACCUCACUCAGUACCGCGUCGCGUCAUGACUAGCUCGGCUCGCACCGUCCCAGUCCUGACUCGGCCCACCACCAUCGCCACUCUCACUACUUAGCCCUCGCACCAUCCCCUCACUACUCCCACCUCACCUGCACCUGCCCACCCACACGCAAUGCCUGCCCUCACCAACACCAACAACGCGACCCGCACCAAGCUCAGGGGCGUCCACGUCACGCCCGUCAGCGCGCUCAAGGCGCAGCGCAACGCCGAGCACGCCGCCGCCCCUGCGCUGCCCGACAACGACGCAUCGUCCCCCGCGGUCCUCAAGGCCGUCCGCGAGUUCGAGCACGGCCGGCACCGCGCGAAGCGCGCUGCGGACACGGAGCGCAUGCGCGAGCGCAAGGAGCGCAAGCGGCGGGGCGGCGCUGCACGGUCGACGCACGCCGGGCACGCGCGCAAGGUCGACGCGCUCGACGUGGACGUGGAGGACGGGGACGCGCGCGAGCUGGACGGGGAGCGCGGCGUGCUGAGGAGCUCGCACUCGCAGGUGGAGCUCGACGAGGCCUUGGCUGGCAGUGGCGUUGCGGACCCGGACGGCGGCGCGUCACAGCAGAUAAGCCUGGAGGACCUCAUCAGGCCGGCCAAAUCCCACAGGCGCAAGGCGGAGGACUUUGAGGUCGUCCCCAAGGUCCGCUCCGUCAUCGCUCUCGACGACCAUGCCCCUGCUAUCCCGGAGCUCGACGAGCCAUGGGAACACGUCAUUCUCGAGGACGAGCACGACCUCGCGCCAUCCUACGCACAGAUCGUCGCUGCCGCUGAUUGAAGUGCCUGUGCGCCACCCGGACCAGUACGCCCCGAUCUGGCACUCGGCGUUCGGACGGACGAAUCUCCGCGCGCGCAUAUAUAUAUGCAUGACUAUUCAUAGCCCGGACUGCAGAGCGGACAUAUCAGUAUACCAGUCAUACCAAGCAGUAACGACCUCAUGGCGAAUCGUACUUACGGACACCCCAACUAAUAGCCAGAUACACAUCCUAGCGUAUAGCCAACAAAUUUGAAUACCGAUACCAUGUACCAUG
Messenger RNA from Rhodofomes roseus, 1385 nucleotides. RefSeq lists its product as uncharacterized. The transcript is spliced from 2 exons. The record is from RefSeq and is a predicted model, not a curated record. Lineage: Eukaryota; Fungi; Basidiomycota; Agaricomycetes; Polyporales; Fomitopsidaceae. Bases 482 to 1132 code for a protein of 216 amino acids.